ACAUUCUCAAGCAAACUCAUCACACAACAAAAUCGUAAGAAGAAAGAGUGAAACAUGGCUAAUCACAAAAAUAUUUUCUUCCUAUGUUUCUUAAUAGGUUUAGGGUUAUGUUCUGCAAGACGAGCACUUCUUUCCUCCUAUGAACCCGAGGAUGAAGUCGCCGGAUACGGCGAGAAAAGUAGUUUGCAUGCUGGUUAUGGUAUUGGAGUUGAUGCUGGUGUUGGUGUUGGUGGUGGCGGCGGAGAAGGAGGUGGUGCUGGUUACGGUGGAGCUGAAGGCAUUGGUGGAGGAGGAGGCGGUGGACAUGGUGGUGGUGCUGGUGGAGGUGGUGGUGGUGGUCCUGGAGGAGGAUCUGGUUAUGGAGGUGGAAGCGGUGAAGGUGGUGGAGCUGGAUACGGAGGCGGAGGAGCUGGAGGACAUGGUGGAGGUGGAGGAAGCGGAGGAGGUGGUGGUGGAGGAGCUGGCGGUGCGCAUGGUGGUGGAUACGGUGGUGGAGAAGGUGCUGGUGCUGGAGGAGGAUAUGGAGGUGGCGGUGCAGGUGGACAUGGAGGUGGUGGAGGCGGUGGAAAUGGAGGUGGUGGAGGAGGUGGAGGUGCACAUGGUGGUGGAUACGGUGGUGGAGAAGGCGCUGGUGCUGGAGGAGGAUAUGGAGGUGGCGGUGCAGGUGGACAUGGAGGUGGUGGAGGCGGGGGAAAAGGAGGCGGUGGAGGAGGAGGUUCUGGCGCCGGUGGAGCUCACGGUGGUGGUUAUGGUGCCGGAGGUGGAGCUGGAGAGGGAUACGGUGGUGGUGGUGGAGAAGGAGGACACGGUGGUGGAGGAGGCGGUGGUGGUGGAGCUGGAGGUGGCGGAGGAGGAGGUGGAGGUUAUGCAGCUGCUGGAUCUGGACACGGUGGCGGUGCUGGUAGGGGAGAAGGCGGUGGUGGCUAUUAACACCGUGAAAUUAUCUAUGUGGAGCGUAAGGGCCAUUGAGUAAAGUGUCAUAUAACUCGUAAGAGACUAUAUUUACACCAUAUAUGUGGUAAUAAGUACGCAAGUCCUCUGUAUAAUAAGCCCUAAAAAUGGCUAUUGUUGAAGUUUCUAAUUGUACCAAUGCUGUAUGCUGCUUCGUGUGUAUCAAGUUUAUAUAAACGAAAAUGAAGAUAUCAUGAGUGUUCCUGUUUUCA
Molecule: messenger RNA, 1163 nt
Organism: Brassica rapa (field mustard)
Lineage: Eukaryota; Viridiplantae; Streptophyta; Magnoliopsida; Brassicales; Brassicaceae
Product: glycine-rich protein DOT1
Source: RefSeq, a predicted model, not a curated record